This is a messenger RNA of Saimiri boliviensis boliviensis (Bolivian squirrel monkey), 914 nucleotides long. RefSeq names its product G protein subunit gamma 5 (gene GNG5). The record is from RefSeq and is a predicted model, not a curated record. Gene Ontology annotation, cellular component: heterotrimeric G-protein complex. Gene Ontology annotation, molecular function: G-protein beta-subunit binding. Gene Ontology annotation, biological process: G protein-coupled receptor signaling pathway. Lineage: Eukaryota; Metazoa; Chordata; Mammalia; Primates; Cebidae.
AACUCCGGGAGAAAAACUGAGACCUCCUGGUCACCCGCCGCUUGGGCCUUUUAGAAACUCCUACAAGCUCUGACUCACCUCACUGGUCCUCUUCAGAACCCCUCUUAGAUGUUAGCGGCCAACAAUAAGUUCUCGCCUUACCUCUCCCAAAUCGGCCCCUCUGAAGAGGAAAGAACUUACGGCGGGUCGUGCUCGCCUCCAGCAGCCACCUCGCCCACGGACAGCUCCGCCCCUUCUCCUCUCCCUCCUCCACGCUCGUGCUCGGGGCAGAGUGAGGAGCUGGAACAGAAGGCCGGCAAGGCGCGCAUGCGCACCGAGGGUGGAGCCGCAGAGCACAGAACCGGAAACUUAGAGACAAAGUUCGGAGCCCCGCCCCCGCCGCGCGCCGCUCAGUUGUCUGGCCCAGUCUACCCACGGCCCACCACCUACCGACCCACGAAUCGGCCGGGCCCUCCAGUACACCAUGUCUGGCUCCUCCAGCGUCGCCGCUAUGAAGAAAGUGGUUCAACAGCUCCGGCUGGAGGCCGGGCUCAACCGCGUAAAAGUUUCCCAGGCAGCUGCAGACUUGAAACAGUUCUGUCUGCAGAAUGCUCAACAUGAUCCUCUGCUGACUGGAGUAUCUUCAAGUACAAAUCCCUUCAGACCCCAGAAAGUCUGUUCCUUUUUGUAGUAAAAUGAAUCUUUCAAAGGUUUCCCAAACCACUUCUUAUGAUCCAGUGAAUAUUCAAGAGAGCUCCAUUUGAAGCCUGUACAAAAGCUUAUCCCUGUAACACUUGUGCCAUAAUAUACAAACUUCUACUUCUGUCAGUCCUUAACAUCUACCUCUCCGAAUUUUCAUGAAUUUCUAUUUCCCAAGGGUAAUUGUUUUAUAUACACUGGCAGCAGCAUACAAUAAAACUUAGUAUGAAACGUUU